UCACUUCUACACACAUUUGGUACGCAUGAAAGGGCCCAGAUUCGGCUUGAAACGAAGCUUCCCGGAGAAAACACAGCGCGCUGUAAAGCAUGAACGUUCCGUGACACGAACAGUUUUCCCCAAGUUUUCUACGCGUACGGAAGUGCAUUCGCAGCAGCUCUAGCGUUUCUCCAUUGUCGCUUAUUUCCAAUGCGGCAAGCCGUUUCUAUAGCAACCAUUGUGUUCGUGAGCCAAAAAGUGGUGGUGUUGUGAAGCAGACGAAAGAAGCAGGUGCUAGAAAAGUGAAGUUUUACCAGAUUUGCAUGAAGCACAGGUCCUUCGAGAGUUGGGAAGAAAAUAUUUGAAUCAAUACCGUGGCUGAUAAGUGAUUUGUUUGCUGCUAACUAUUUGUUUCCCCACUGGGAAAAAGGCAAAGAAUUGUGCGGUGAUAGCUGAGAUUGCGCUUGGAUACAUCCGGUGCCAUUUUAACCGUAAAAAUCUGCCUUCGAUUUCAGGUCAGCAUCCAUUUUAAAGCGCUAAGCGUAGGGCGGCCCGCCAGCAGUGUGCGUGUGUGUGCAGUGAAGCGUUUGUGGAAAGUGUUGAUAAAAAAGUGCAUUGGAAUAACGCCAUCAGUGGUUGUGUGAAUUAAAACACGGUGGUUUAUUGUAGGCGUAAAGAAAAAGGACACUGCUAAUCAUAAACGGAUCUCUUAUUUGGUGAUUCUUCGUUUCGUUGCAAAUUAUACAGAACCUGUUAAAGUGAGCGUUCCCGUAAAAAGAAGCCAACAUGCCUUCGUUGGGAAUAUCGUGCGUACGCUAUUUGGUGUUUUUCUUCAAUUUCCUGUUUGCGAUCACUGGCCUGGUCGUGAUUAUUACGGGAGCCAUCAUUCAAUCGAAUUAUUACCAUUACUCGAACUUUGUCGGCGAUAAUUUCUGGACCGCUCCGAUCGUACUUAUCGUAAUCGGGUCCAUCAUCUUCGUUGUGGCAUGCUUCGGUUGUUGCGGUGCGGCCAAGGAAAGUCCUUGCAUGAUCAUCACGUUUUCCAUCUUUUUGGCAUUGGUAUUCCUGGCCGAAAUCGGUAUCGGCAUUGCCGGGUACUACAAGCACGAGGAGCUGAGUGGUAUACUGGAGAAGGGUUUCAACAAGACACUCGAUAGCUACGCCACCGACAAGGGUGCCCAGGAAGCGUGGAAUCUCGUACAGUCGGAGAUGGUUUGCUGCGGUAUUAAGGGACCGGAAGACUGGGAACCGAUCUACAAGAAUGAUACUGUACCGAGGGCUUGCUGCCACCGGAUGCCGAUCGGAGUGAACAAGUGCACCAGGGAGUACGCCUCGACGGAAGGAUGCUUCUCGAAGCUGUCGAGCUAUCUCGGCUCGAAAUCGCUCAUUCUCGCUGGCAUUGGAAUCGGAUUGGCCAUUGUGCAGCUGAUUGCUGUUUUGUUGGCCUGCUGUCUGUAUGGAUCGUUCCGUCGCCAGUACGAGACUGUCUAAAUUUGAAGAAGGAUAUUGGAAUCCACCUGCAAUACAUUAGCAACUCUCCCAUCUGGUUGCUUUUGAAUUCCGCAAGGAUAAACAAAACCAUGUGGGGGGAAAGUUUACGUAUCAGCAUCAUCAACCGAACCGAGACCGAAAUCAAAAUAGAUGAAGAAAUCAUGUUCGGCCAGUUUAUAUUUCAGUACGAAUAAUGAUCAAUCAUUUUUAACUUCAAUAUUCCUGCGAGUGAGCUGGCGAUACACAGCUAAUGCCGUAAUGGUAAUGUUCUAGAAAAUCCAGUUAGAUUACUGUACAAGUUGUAGAUCAUGAAAGCCAGCGUUGUAGCAUCUUAAUACCUCCACACCUUUAUAGGUCAAAUAUCACUCGUCGCUCGUCCCACCUCUCCCAACCCAGCCAACAAAUUUCGAAUGGGAACAAAUGGAAAUCAAUAAUUUUUGCUCUAACUAGUAUCGACACGUGGUGUUGCUGUCGCAGUUGUUUUUACAAAACCAACAAUUAGAAGAAAGAAUAAAAAACCUCAACCGUACUGGGGGGCAAUAGAGGAGAUUAGGAAUAUUAUCAAGAUAUUUAAAAAAUCCCAAACCCCCUUAAACUGUUACGUGCCAUGCACGAAUGAAUCGUACACUUGUCCAUAGAAGCAGCAGGAGAAAUGGCAGCAGUUCAUCAAAAGCUAACCGAUAUAAUCAUUAUUAAGUAGCGACCGAGCAUGGAAGGGGAAUCAUGAGAACAGUGGAAAGAAGAAGGAUAAUUAUAAAUUUAAAAACUGAAACAUUAUCUGCACAUCGUGAUCGUAUUCGAGACCAAUCGCAAGGGAAAGUAGCAAGGCAGAACAGGUUAAUCGUACUGCGAAUUUUCGCAUUUUACUUUUGCUUUAGAUGGUGUCUAGAAAUUCCGGAACAGCCCUCCUACAACAUCCGCAUUCAUUGUGCUGCAUGAAUCUUAUAUUUGUGCCAGUAUACUGCUUACAUCGCCACAUUCCGGUCGUAGUACGUACACCCUACCACAGUGUUCGGUUUUGCGCUCUCAGUAGUAGUUGUGUGUUGUGUGGCGAUAAAGAUGAAAUACAACAAAAUGAUAAGAGGAAAAGGGACGUUAAAUCAGUUAAGAAUACGGUCGAGAUGUGGUAGUUUUACAAAUGCAUACAUGCUCUAGAGAUGCUGAAAGUUUCAACGCAAACUUCAUUCCAAACUUUACAUAGCGGUGGACGGAUCAAUUUGAAUUGAAAUCAUUCCUUCUUUUUUUUUGUUGGGCAGAAUUUAAGCUAAAAAAUUUGGCAAAUUUAAAACAUAUUUUUAAUACUAUUCAUUGAUAUUUUUGAUUGUGCUAGCUUCUAGAGCUGGCUAACAUCAAUUGGUAGCGCACCCAAUGCAGUUUACAAGUGAAGCUAAAUUUAUGUCGAACAUUUCUUGCAUCGAAUUGCACAGAGCAAUUGCAAUUGAAGGAGACGCACGAUUGAAAGUGAUUUAUACAUAAUAGAGAUUGUCGAUUGUUGUUGGUGCGAUUAAGAAUAACACAAUUUAAGCCCACUUACUGCACACGACACACGUUUUGCAUUCAUUUGCACGAUCUUAUACCACACGAAGAAUCUCACACGUUUGCUCAUAAAGAGAGAGAGAGAGAGUAGAAAAGAAAAGAAAACAGAUUGUGUUUUGUAAUAGUGGGUAAUACAAAAAAUCUCCGCCCAUGCUAGGUGAAAGGAUUACCGUAACUGGAUUUACAUCUGAACGAGUAAUUAUUUUAUUUAUCCAUUGGGAAGGCAUGCUUCAGAUUUGCCGCCACAAAGCGAACGAAAGUGCAAUGAGGAAAUGGAAUGCAUCGAGCGUAUGGGGAGAGUUACACACGUAUAAAUGAAACUAUUUACAACGCUGCUCAAAACGUAUUGAACAUAAUUAAAUAUAAUGAUUUUCUUUACUGUCAACCAAUGGUAUUCUAUUAUUUACCUCCUGGUUUUGCACGACACGUGGUUCCGUUUUGUUUUACCCAGUACACAUCACGGUACUACUUUUUGCUGCACUCCGCCAGUAUGAGAAAAACGCGUUUUAAAAUUUAAAAAGGCACAUAAGGGUAGUUUGGAUUGAAGAUGGUUUUUGUUUUGCUACUUUAUGCGCUGAUAACUAUUCCAUUCCUUUUUCAGUGUGUUGCGUCAAUGUAAGCCAGUAGAGAGUACAGUAACGAGUAACUGUGUUGAUAUUUUUAUAAAUGUAUUUUACUGAUUAAAUGCUAGAAAUCACCUUCAAUAAAAGGUAUAGGCCCGUACACGGCGAAACGGA
Molecule: messenger RNA, 3743 nt
Organism: Anopheles funestus (African malaria mosquito)
Lineage: Eukaryota; Metazoa; Arthropoda; Insecta; Diptera; Culicidae
Product: CD63 antigen-like
Exons: 8
Coding region: 766-1470 (234 amino acids)
Cellular component (GO): membrane
Source: RefSeq, a predicted model, not a curated record